Tetrahymena thermophila SB210 is the source of this 1773-nucleotide messenger RNA. RefSeq names its product RING-variant domain protein. Lineage: Eukaryota; Ciliophora; Oligohymenophorea; Hymenostomatida; Tetrahymenidae. The transcript has a single exon. Gene Ontology annotation, molecular function: zinc ion binding. The annotation marks the transcript as partial. The record is from RefSeq and is a predicted model, not a curated record.
UAUCAAGUGUAAAUUGAGAAUCAGGUAAUGAAUAACAUUGAAAUCGAUGAAAAUGAAGAAACUAAGGAACAAAUUGAAAUUUAGUAAAAUCCUAAUAGUAUGAUACACUAUGCUUAGCAAUUAGGAAAUUUAGAUGAAACAAAUUAAAUAUCUUAGAUUUAGUAAAACAAUUAAAAUGAAAUUUCAUUUAAUGGAUUUAAGAUAUAUUAUAAUGAUCCCUCUGAGGUGAUAAAUAUUCUUGAAUAGAGGAAAUAAGCCCAAGAAUAACAAUUAAAUAGCUAACAUUAAAAUGAUGCUUCUUAAAAUAAAAUUAUCGAAAGAAUCUGUAAAGUGUGCUUUGAAGGAGAAUCUGUUGUGUAAGAAAAAGGAGAACUUAUUUAUCCAUGUCUUUGUUCAGGAUCAUGCUAAUAUAUUCAUGAGCAAUGCUUAAAAACUUGGAUUGUUUCUAGGGGUUAAAAUAUUUUUUUAGCUAAGUGUGAAAUAUGCAAUUAUAAAUAUCAGAUAAAAUGCGAAUAGAAAAAGAAGUUAAACUUGAGAUAUUCAUUGAAAUAAAAUCAAACUGGGGCAAUAAUUACUAUUAUAUUCACUACAUUUUUUGUUAUUUCAUUUGGGAUGUUAAUUUUAUUUAUUAUAGACAUAGCUUUGACAAUAGCUUCUUCAAAUCAAGCUAUUAUCAACUAUGAUGAAACUCUAAAAUUUGUUGCUUUAUUUAUUAUAUUUGUUUUUGCUUCAGGUUUCUUUAUUGGUAUGAUUCAGUCCUUCAAAGAAAAUUGCUUAUUUGAGCAUGUGGUCAAGUGGUAGAUAUUUAAUUAUGAUAAAAAUUAGUUGAACGAAGAAAAUUAAAAUUAAGAUGAUAAAAAUUAAACUGAAAAUAAUAUAUAAAAUUAGUUAAACCUCAUUGGGGAAAAUCUGCCUUAGCAGAUAUAGGUUUCAUAAUAAAAUAAUUUUGAUAAUUCAGUUUAUCACAGAUAAGAAACAUACUCUAAUUUACAUAACCAGCAUAAUGGUCCUGUAGCAAAUUAAAAUACCUCUUAUUAAUAAAAUGAUAAUUUUUAUCAAUAAUAACAACAACCAUAAAACAUUGACAGUGAUUAGGUUUCUUAAUGGAUUAAUUAUCUAAGAUCAAAGUAAAUAACACCAGCUGCUUUCAGAGAAAACUCUCAGAAUGAUAUAGCUGGUGAUUUAAAUAGUGCAGAGAGGUUAAAAAUGUUAGAAUUAUUUGGCUAUUAAUAGGCUAAUAAAUAACAAUAGAAUGAUAAUAUUUUUAUUCGUGAUGAUAAAGUAAAUGAUGAAGAAUCUAAACCACGACAAAUAUCUUUAAAUAGUAAAUUAUAACAAAUAUAAAACUAAAAUGAAAUAAUCUAAGAGAAAUAAUUUUAAGAGAGUAACUUUUUACCUUAAAAGAAAUCUAUAGAUAUACUUUCUUUACAAAAAUAACAAUAUUUUGAUUUUAAUAAAACUUAAUAAAAUUAAAAUUGUUUGGAUUUUCAUGACUAAAGUAUUUUUUAAAAAAAGUGUAAAUCAACUCAUGUUAUUUCUAUUAACAAAAUAAAUAAUAAUAUUAAUUACAGAGAUAUAAAUAAUAGAAGUUAGCUAAGUUAUUAGUAAGAUGAAAAUAAUACUAAAGCUAAAACUCAUUUUUAAUUUCUUUAGAGUGGUAACUAUAGUUAAUCUAUUGAUUAUCUAAGAGCUUAAGUUAUUCCUCCAUAAUUUUUAACAGACCAAAAAAAGCCUAAUUAGUAUAUAGAUGUUAUUUUAUAAUGUAACGAAUGA